Molecule: messenger RNA, 2504 nt
Organism: Rhodotorula graminis WP1
Lineage: Eukaryota; Fungi; Basidiomycota; Microbotryomycetes; Sporidiobolales; Sporidiobolaceae
Exons: 8
Coding region: 1-2193 (730 amino acids)
Source: RefSeq, a predicted model, not a curated record
AUGGCCGCCGCCUCGUCCACCUCGACCAAGCAGUCGCUCCUCUCGCUCCCCAUCUCGCCCCUCGCGCCGACGUACCACCUGCGGCCCGACCCGCUCUUCCCGACCCCCAAGUCGCUCCUCGCCCUGUCGAGCUACGAUGCACCGCCCGACCUCGGCGCCAAAGGGCCCGUCGCGCUCAAGGAGGGCGACCCGGUGCCGCCGUCGAUGCUGAGGCGCAGCCGCCAGAUCCGAGGAGGCGGCGCGUUCACCUACACGAGCCCUUUGCCUCUCGAGUUCCCGUACGACAUCCGCGAGCCGGCCGACACCGAGCGCACCAACACGGCAACGCCCACCACGAUCGAGACGCAGCUCGCCUCGUUCGAGGUCUCGCCGCAGCGCCCCGUCUGGGACGCCGCCCUCCCCGAGUCGGCUCGGCCCUCGCGCCCGACCGCCUUCUCGAGCGCGCGCCGAGACCUGCCGUCGUUCCCUCGCGGCGAGCUCCUGAGCGUGAGCCACGCCCUGAGGGACGCGUGGCUCCCGCAGCUCGACGUCGGGACCGACGCCAAGGGCGACAAGGUGCGCGAGCAGUUUGUCGACGUCGUCAGCGGGCGCGUCGUGCUCGCGCGUGAGCCUGUCGAGGACGGCGGCGUGGGCGAGGGACAGGAGGGCAAGGGCUUUGCGCCGUGGAGCCUGUGCUACGCCGGGCACCAGUUUGGGAGCUUUGCCGGGCAGCUCGGCGACGGGAGGGCCAUCAGCAUCUUGUCGACACCGCCGACCGAGGAGGUCGCCGCCAAGACGGGCCACCGGGCCAUCGAGUUGCAGCUCAAAGGAGCCGGUCGCACGCCCUACUCGCGCUUCGCCGACGGCCUCGCCGUCCUGCGCUCGUCCGUGCGCGAGUACCUCGGCGCCGAGGCCGCCGCCGCGCUCGGCGUCCCCACUUCCCGCGCCCUCGCCCUCGUCCACAUCCCCUCGGUCCACGUUCGCCGCGAGUCGCUCGAGGAGGCGGCCAUCGUCACGCGCGUCGCCGGGAGCUGGAUCCGGAUCGGCAACUUUGAGCAGCAGGCGUACCGCGGCGAGUACGACUCGCUCGCGCUUCUCGAGCGGCACGUCGCGAGAGACGUGUUUGCGCUUGACAAGCCGUCGGACGAGGGAGGCGCCGGGAGGAGGAGCCUCAUGCGCGCUGUCGUCGAGGAGGUCGCGAGGAGGAACGCGUUGACGGUGGCGUCGUGGCAGGCGACGGGCUUCAUGCACGGUGUCAUGAACACGGACAACAUCGCCGUCAACGGCGGCACGAUCGACUAUGGCCCGUACGCGUGGAUGGACAUCUUCGACCCGUCGCACAUCUGCAACCACUCGGACGACAUGGGCCGGUACUCGUUCAAGAACCAGCCGUCCAUGAUGCUGUUCGCCGUCGACAAGCUCGGCCAGGCCGUCGCCGAGCUCAUCGGGCACGAGGUCGAGCUCGCCGAGCAGCAGGGCGAGGGAGAAGGUGCCGGGUGGGUCUCGGCGCCUGACGGCUGGGCAGGCGAGGGCGAGGGCUCGGAGGAGAUGAAGCGGUGGAGGGAGCGGGGCAUGAGCGAGGUCGCCAAGAUCAAGGAGCGCUUCGUCGGCAUCUUCCGCGCCGAGUACGAGCGGCUCAUGAGUCGGCGUCUCGGGUUCACGACGAGCCAGACCGGCGACUUUGACCUGUUCUCGCGAUUCCUCGACCUCAUGGCCCUGCACGAGCUCGACUUUACCAACACGCACCGCCUCCUCGCCCAGUUCACCUCGACGAGCCACCCCUCCUUCCCCACUUUCCUGGACACCCUCCUCGCCGGCGCCUCGUCCUCGUCCGCCCCGACCGCCAAGGAGGACUGGACCUCGUUCCUCUCGACCUACGAGGAGCGCCUCGCCCUCGAGCCGUCGGACACGUCGAGCACGCGCCGCAGCCGCAUAGAAGGCGCCAACGCCCGCUUCACCUUGCGCCAGUGGGUCCUCGAGGAGACGAUCGCCAAGCUGUCGUCGCCCGAGACGCGCGCGACCGAGGGCAAGGACCAGCUCGAGCGCGUCCUGUACAUGGCGACGCACCCGUUCGAGGCGUAUGGCGAGGCCGAGGUUGGCGUUGCAGACGAGGGCGAGACGUGCACGACGAGGGACGAGCAGGAGAAGAGGAGGCUGUGUGCGGUCGGGCCCUCGACCAUGCUCGGGUUCCAGUAUGGGUCCCGGUCCGAGUAGACCCGUCCGACUCUGGUGACCCGCCCCUGCAAGCAGGACGGGCUGCAACGCAGGCGAGAAUGGGGCAUUCGCCGUGCGUGCAGAGAGGCUUAGACGGGGGUCGGAUCGCGGUGAGGUAGGCGCAGAAAGGAGAGGUCGUAGUCAUCGUCGUCGAUGGGGCGAGGUUGAGGCGGUCGAGAGAGAGAAAAAGGUCGGCGAGGUCGAAGGGAGGUUUGUCGGUCGGGGUACAGGGACGGCGACGGGCGGUACAGGUACUUGGAUGUAGGGAGGGCAGUCAAGGGCGGAUAUAGGGGUAUAGGUACAUGUCGAUG